This is a messenger RNA of Physcomitrium patens, 2315 nucleotides long. RefSeq lists its product as uncharacterized. The record is from RefSeq and is a predicted model, not a curated record. NCBI's taxonomy places the organism in Eukaryota, Viridiplantae, Streptophyta, Bryopsida, Funariales, Funariaceae. Gene Ontology annotation, cellular component: chloroplast.
AAUGCCUGCUGGUUGGUAUGCAUUCUUCAGGUGUUUGUCAGGUUCGGCCUCAUUCACAGCUGAUUGAGUUAGCUGCUUCCGUCCAUUGCAGGUUCUGCAGCAACACUAAGUCGCAUUAGGGUUGAAAUGGGUACACUGGAAGUUGAAUGAGAGCCAUCGACCGUGAUGGGACUUGAAGGCGAGUUAAAGAGGAGAUUUCGAUAGGCUGUAGAUGUCUCCAAAUCCACGUAAUUAAUUUGCCUAGGUGGCAUUUUCCAGCUCAGCGAUAUGGGUCUCUUGAUUCAUGAGUUUGAAGACGACAAGCAGCAAUUGUCACUUUGAGAGCCUUGUCAAGAGAUUGCAGGAGAGCGAUGUUGAAGAAUUGUAAGUAAUUUAGCUUCAAUGGCGUGCUCUGUCCUCCAGUUACACUCCGUGCUGUGCAUUCAGCUGCAGAAACCAUCGACGUUGCGAGAGAGUGUUGCUUCCAGGGGAUUCGGUUUACGAUGCAGCGCAGAAUUUGGUCGGAAUUGGCCGGAUUCUGGCAAGCGUUCGAAAUACCGUACUGGUUUGCAGCUCACGAAAAGGAGGGUUGCGAGGUCCAUUGUAGCUCUCCGGAGUUCCGAUGAGGGUAGCGAAAAUGGAGUUCUACAGGUUGCUAAAGACAAGGAAGUGAGCGAUUUAGCUCCCAAAUCCAGCAGCGGUGGCAGUAGUUUCUUGACGAUUCUCUGCCCCUUGCUCAAAUUCCUUGGGGGUGGGGAUCCCUCUGCACCACGAAACACCUUUCUUGAGACAGCAACUACAGGAGUAGCGAGUAUGGCAAGGUUACCAUGGGGUUCGCAGGUUAUUCCAGAGGCUGCAGCAGCACGCACUGCAUCUGGGCAACCCCCUAAGCGCCUACAGCUUUAUGAAUUUGAGGCGUGCCCAUUUUGUCGCCGUGUGAGAGAAGCUCUCACUGAGCUUGACCUGACUGUAGAGGUCUUUCCCUGUCCUAAAGGGUCCCUGAGGCAUAGGGAGUUCGUGCGUGCCACAGGCGGCAAAGAUCAGUUUCCUUUCUUCUUGGAUCCAAAUACUGGAGUUUCUCUUUACGAGAGCUCGGACAUAGUACAGUAUCUCUUCAACGAAUAUGGAGCAGGUGGACAGCCAACACCUGGACUACUAGAAAGCACGCUUGUGACGGGGUGGGUGCCAACGUUAGUCAGAGCUGGUCGAGGAAUGCAACUCUUUCAUCGGGCGUCAGCGCAGCCUCCUGCAAAGAUGCUCGAGCUUUACUCGUACGAAAAUAAUCAGUUUGCACGCCUAGUCCGGGAAGCUCUCUGCGAAUUGGAGCUGCCUUAUAUCCUCCGAAAUGCAGGAAAGGGUUCUUCAGAACGGCCUGCUCUGCUUCAAUUGGCAGGUUCCACUCAAGUACCUUAUUUGGUGGACCCAAACACAGGCAUUAGCAUGCCAGAAUCCAAAGACAUUAUUGCUUAUCUCUUCAAAACUUAUGGAUCGGACAGCUCAGAAUUAGUUUCAGCAUGAUGGUGUUUCAGGCAGGUAAUGGCCUUCUUCAGUAUCUGCGAACAAGAUUUGGUGCGCACUCUUUCGGUGUUUGUAAAGCCCUGCGCAUUCUGAGUUCGUUUGAACUUGGUAGCGCUCGUCAGUCACCCAAGUGGAGAUGUAAGGAGAUGUGAGGCGCCAGGCAUAUGCCUGAGGAGACGUGUAGAGGCUCUGCCCACUCGCGGUGUCAUGGGUUCAUGCGAGCUCAUGGCUUUUGCAUCGAACGCACCACAAGAUACUUGUUUGCUUGGUAUUGUAGUGAGAAAUAUGCAGCUACAUCAGUGGGUAUGAACGCCCAUGAAGACUACUAUAACUUCUAGUUGCAAUCACAUAUCUGAAGACAUCAAUGACGGGGUAACCUGAUACUCAUGGGUUCUAGGUCGCCAGCUUGCUGUCACUGCAGCUCAAUUGUUUGCCCUCAUGGUCUCUCCGGGAUUUCAGAUUCUUUCCAAUUCGAUUUCGUGCGACUUUCCUCGGUUUUCUACUUGGUUGUUCACAUAUAGUCUUGUUCAUGUAAGCGCCUGAGAUAGAAGGUAGUGGACGUGAUGCGUCCUGUUUGGUUUUUUUCUUUCUUCCUUUUUCCGACACAAAUUGUAAGAACUUCUAUUGCAGGAACGAGGAAGUGGACAGAUUUGCAGAUCUCUGGUCACUGCUAAAGAUAGAGAUAGAAAGGACUAAAGUUAGAGCGUUAAUACCAGUUGUGUAGUUGCUUUGAGGUGGAUUAAGUGUUGAUGCAAAGAGAUGCCGCUAGGAAAAAGAAAGAGAUUUUCUCUCACAUAUUCUAAAACUUUUUGCAUAUU